Colletotrichum chrysophilum is the source of this 1314-nucleotide messenger RNA. RefSeq lists its product as uncharacterized. Gene Ontology annotation, cellular component: mitochondrion. The coding region runs from base 1 to 1314 and encodes 437 amino acids. NCBI's taxonomy places the organism in Eukaryota, Fungi, Ascomycota, Sordariomycetes, Glomerellales, Glomerellaceae. Gene Ontology annotation, biological process: protein phosphorylation; regulation of glucose metabolic process. The record is from RefSeq and is a predicted model, not a curated record. Gene Ontology annotation, molecular function: pyruvate dehydrogenase (acetyl-transferring) kinase activity. The transcript has 4 exons.
AUGUCGUGGAAGAAGACGGACAAGUUGAUGGACACCAUCAGGCAUUACGCCAGUUUCCCGGCGACUGGCGUGAGCUUGAGGCAGAUGGUCCAGUUUGGUGAGAGGCCAUCCGUUGGAACUCUGUUCCGUGCAUCGCAGUUCCUCGCCGAGGAACUACCAAUUCGCUUGGCCCACCGCGUUCAAGAACUCGACGAGCUUCCCGAUGGUCUCAACGAUAUGCCUUCUGUAAGGCGUGUGCAAGAUUGGUACGCACAGUCGUUCGAGGAACUCACACAACUGCCACGACCCGAUUUGGAUAGAAGCACAAGGGAAAGACUGUUGAGGCCGAGCAAAACUUAUGGCAAGGCUCUACUCUCUGAGGCGACAAGAAAUCCGAGUAUCGAAGAGGGGCAAUACGCAUCUCUGCCGCAGACCAACAACGGCAAUGGCUUCAACAAACAAAAGGCCGUCGCCGCACGGAGAUACUUCGCCAUGGUGGACGACACCGGAGACUGGCCCGCCGAGCUUCGGCUGUACAACGAAAGAUUUGCAAAGGCCCUCCACGGCAUCAAGAGGAGACACGAUGGCGUUGUGACGACCAUGGCGCAGGGUAUUCUGGAGUAUAAGCGCAAGCGACAGCGCAUGCAGAUUGACAACAACAUUCAGUCGUUCCUCGAUCGCUUCUACAUGUCGCGCAUAGGCAUCCGUAUGCUCAUCGGUCAGCACAUCGCCUUGACUGACCAGAGCCACCACCGCGACCCCACUUACGUCGGUAUCAUCUGCACAAAGACGAAUGUCCAGGACCUGGCUCAAGAAGCCAUCGAAAACGCGCGCUUCGUUUGCGAGGACCACUACGGGCUCUUCGAGGCCCCCAAGAUCCAGCUUGUGUGCAACCCGAACAUUAACUUCAUGUAUGUGCCAGGACACUUGUCGCACAUGCUUUUCGAGACCCUCAAGAACUCUCUCCGCGCCGUCGUCGAGACGCACGGUCAGGACAAGCAGGAGUUCCCUGUGACGAAGGUCAUUGUCGCGGAAGGAAAAGAGGACAUCACCAUCAAGAUCUCGGACGAGGGCGGCGGCAUCCCCAGAAGCGCCAUUCCCCUGGUCUGGACCUACAUGUACACCACCGUGGACAGGACACCGAACCUGGACCCGGAUUUCGAUAAGAGCGAUUUCAAGGCGCCGAUGGCUGGCUUUGGAUAUGGACUGCCCAUCUCGCGUCUGUAUGCGCGGUACUUUGGCGGCGACCUGAAGCUUAUUAGCAUGGAGGGAUACGGCACUGAUGUGUACCUCCACCUCAACCGCCUGUCCAGCUCAUCAGAACCCCUGCAAUAG